Molecule: messenger RNA, 1648 nt
Organism: Erigeron canadensis
Lineage: Eukaryota; Viridiplantae; Streptophyta; Magnoliopsida; Asterales; Asteraceae
Product: katanin p60 ATPase-containing subunit A-like 2
Exons: 11
Coding region: 149-1378 (409 amino acids)
Molecular function (GO): ATP hydrolysis activity; ATP binding
Source: RefSeq, a predicted model, not a curated record
AGUGUUGUGCUCAUUCGCACUGACUCGACAACUCACACUCCCCCCCCCCCUGAAAUACCAAAAACCUUUCUUUAUUCCCUGAUUCGUUCAUGCAAAUCUAAUCACAGAAAUAUCCCUUAUAAACCACUUGUUCAGAUCCCUAAUUUCAAUGGCUGAUGAACCGUCAAUCACUCGUUGGUCUUUUCAGGAUUUUAAGAUGUUUUAUGAUAUUAAGUUUGGGAGGAAAAAGGAGUUGAUUUCGAAAGAUUCUUCUGCUGCUGCUAAUGGUGUGGAUAGUCAAGAGGCUAAUGGUCAUGUUUCAAGUAAUGGGACCUCAUCAAAUCAAAAUGGGAUUCGAAACAAUACCGCGUCUGAAUUGUCCAUAUACGAACAGUAUAGACAGGCAAAAGAGAAUUCAACAGCUAAUGGAGGUACAUUGUCGGAUGCUGAGAAACCAAAAAAAUCUCUGCUUCCUGCAUUUGAAUCAGUAGAAAUGCGCACAUUGGCAGAGAGUUUAAGUAGGGAUAUUAUUCGUGGUAGUCCAGAUGUGAAGUGGGAGAGCAUAAAGGGGUUAGAAAAUGCGAAACGCCUGCUUAAAGAAGCAGUUGUUAUGCCAAUAAAAUACCCCAAGUACUUCACUGGUCUUCUAUCCCCUUGGAAAGGCAUUCUCUUGUUUGGCCCUCCAGGAACUGGAAAGACCAUGCUUGCAAAGGCUGUUGCUACCGAGUGUAAUACUACAUUUUUCAACAUUUCAGCAUCAUCCAUCGUCAGUAAAUGGCGUGGUGACUCAGAGAAGUUAGUGAAGGUGUUAUUUGAGCUUGCAAGACAUCAUGCGCCAUCAACUAUAUUUCUUGAUGAAAUUGAUGCAAUCAUCAGUCAACGAGGUGAAUCACGAAGUGAACAUGAAUCAAGUAGGCGUCUUAAAACAGAGUUACUAAUCCAGAUGGAUGGUUUGACAAAAACAGAUGAGCUAGUCUUUGUAUUGGCAGCUACAAACCUCCCUUGGGAACUUGAUGCUGCCAUGCUCAGACGUCUUGAGAAGAGAAUCCUUGUACCCCUUCCAGAACCUGAAGCAAGGAAAGCCAUGUUUGAGGAAUUAUUACCUUCAGUGCCUGAAGAGGAGACAUUGCCGUAUGAUUUGCUGGUCGAAAAAACUGAAGGUUAUUCCGGCUCUGAUAUACGGUUGUUAUGCAAAGAGGCUGCCAUGCAACCUCUGAGACGUGUAAUGGCUAUCCUGGAACAACGAGACAUUUUGCCUGACGAUGAGCUACCAAAGGUGGGGCCGAUCAAACAUGAAGACAUUCAGAUGGCAAUAAAGAACACAAGACCAUCAGCACAUCUACAUGCUCCUCGUUAUGAUAAGUUCAACUCCGAUUACGGUAGUCAGAUACUCCAAUGAUGGAACACUCGAGUAUCAUUCUUUUUUGUCAAAUUCUUUCAAAGUGUUGCUAGUUACAGACUUGCCUCCCUUUUCCAUCUCAUAUUUAACUGUGUAUUCCCCAAUUGCCCUAUGCUGCAUUACAUUAGACACCAGUGACAAGAUGAAGAUCUGCAGUUCUGUAUUGUUAUGAAAAAGAUGUAUUGUUGUCUCGUAUGUAAACACUAUACGUCCCCGGUGGGUUGAGACAUGCAUAUUUUUUUUGAAAAUAAUGAAUCCGUGUUCAAUUUA